UUAGAUUUUUUUAGCUUUGUUUUUGUCGUUUUGUUCGUAUCCUGGCCACAAUCCAAUAAGAUUAUCCUGCGCUUUAAGCUUCCGGAUCCGAAAAGCGUUUAAAAAUGGCCGCAGCUCUCCUGCAGGAUCGCGCCGUGUACGAGCAGCUGUGCAAAGAUUAUCUCAAUCUGAAAACGCUUGCCUGCGGCUGUUGCCACUCGCCGGAAGCGGUCCAACGGUGCAAGGAAGCACUGCGGGAGGAGAUAAAUUCGGCCCGGAAGCUGGGUCGGCUAAACCAGCUGGAGGAAGUGCUGGCUCUGUUGGAGGCUAGAAACGCAUUAAGCAUGAUCAAGGUUGGGCUGUUGGGCCGGUUGCAGCCGCUGGUCAAGGAUGAUGAGUUUGGAAGGAGGUUGUCUGGUUUUAAGGUUUCGCUGGAUCGAAGCUUCACUUCCGUCAGGAGGUACUAUUUGGAAGACCUUCGACACCGCGAUCGGCGAACGCUGCUAGAAAAAGAACUGGAACAGGUCAAGCUUGCAGAUCCUAAGGACAUUCCAAAACCGGAAACGCCAACCAAUCCGGAAAAGAGCAGCUCAACUCCCCAAAUUGAUUUCACAGCGUACCAAGUCUGUCGGCUGGGCAUUUUUGACCUUCUGGCGAGGGAAAUAAGUCGCGACUGGAACGCGCUGGGCCGGAAUUUGCAGCUGAGUGCGGGCAGUUUGUACGCGAUCGAGGAGCGACACCCGCGGGACGUUCGAGCACGCGUCCAGGAAGUGUUGGAGCAAGCCGAAGCGGAACAUGGAAUGGGGGCGGGAUUUGUGCGGCUGCUGGGUGAGGCGUUGGUUAGCACGAGAAGAAAGGAUUUAAAGCGGAAGUUGGACAAAAUGUUGAGUUGAUGAGUUUAUAUUUGGGAACAUUUUAGGUAUAUUUAGUGAUUUUAAUAUAGAUUUCGCAAAUGAA
Messenger RNA from Culex quinquefasciatus (southern house mosquito), 936 nucleotides. RefSeq names its product fas-associated death domain protein (gene Fadd). The record is from RefSeq and is a predicted model, not a curated record. Gene Ontology annotation, molecular function: protein binding. The coding region runs from base 105 to 872 and encodes 255 amino acids. Lineage: Eukaryota; Metazoa; Arthropoda; Insecta; Diptera; Culicidae. Gene Ontology annotation, biological process: signal transduction. The transcript is spliced from 2 exons.